This is a messenger RNA of Onthophagus taurus, 3374 nucleotides long. Lineage: Eukaryota; Metazoa; Arthropoda; Insecta; Coleoptera; Scarabaeidae. The record is from RefSeq and is a predicted model, not a curated record.
GUUGCCAUUGUAUCAACAACAGGUACGCGUUACGGUUCGUGUUUUCAUUAACUAAUUUUACGAUUCAAAAACGUUCAAUAAACAUUUUUUAAAAACCUUAUACAUAACUAGCUUUUUUAAAGAGAAGUGUUUUCUUUUUUUGUUGUUAGUUUGUUAUUGUGAUUUUUUACAAGAUAAAAAAGAAAAUCAAUUUGUUUUAUUAGAAGAUUAAAAGGUUUCGUGCGUGCAGGAAAAAGAUUUACAAGAUAAUGAAAACUCCGAUUAUGAACUGAAGUUUUAAUAAAAUCAUUCAAAGUGUUUACCUUCAACGAAUUCAGGAUGCGCGAUGCAGUUGGCCAUCCUAAUGAAAAUGAUGAAAUGUUGGAAACUGAAAGUAGAGGUGUUGCGGGUCGCGUUGCUGACCUAGAAAGACGUGUUCUUGAACAAGCAGAUGAACUUGUAUGCCUUAAAGCGACCCUCGCCGAGGUUUUGCGCCGCCUCAAUGUUGUCGAGGGUAUGCGUUUAUCACAACCCAUUUCUCAAAUGCCAACAACUCCAAUUAGAAAUGGUAAUGGGAAAGAACUUCGGUUAAGACCUCAAAGUUAUACUGGACCACCAGCAAGAUUGCAAAAUGAAUCUCGUCAAAAUCAACAAAAUCGAACGUAUGGUGGUUCGUCUUUGCCCCAACGAAGGGCUGUUCAUUACCAAUCAACUGGUUCUUUACAUAGUGACAGUCAAAGUUCGAGUAGCGUUUCUCCAAUUCCUUCGCCUUCACCGCGUGCUACACCACUGCCUUUAACAAGAAGGCCUCCGGUGAUUACAAGUCCUCAAAACACUAAUGGCACUUCAGCUUUACAUAAGAGGUGGAGUUCUACUGGAGAUUUUAAUCAAGUUAAUUCAUUACCAAGUCCACAAUCAAAAUUUUCCAACAAAUCAUUUCUUAAUCUUUUCACCAAAAACAAUCAACCUUCGCCAAAUGUUAAACAUGGCACCAAAGAUUCUUCUUACAACGAAGAAGACCAAACCAUAAAAAUCUUUAUGAGAGGUCGACCAAUUCACCUUCCAGCACCAUCAGAUAUUGCAGACACUUACGAUAUGUUAAAAGUUGAAACAGCCCCAUCGCAAAGAUUAAAAUUGGAUUGGGCUUAUGGAUAUAGAGGAAGAGAUUGCAGGUCGAAUCUUUAUUUCUUACCAACUGGGGAAAUGGUGUAUUUCGUUGCGGCGGUCGUGGUACUUUACAACCAAGAGGAACAAUGUCAGAGGCAUUAUUUGGGUCACACGGACGAUGUUAAAAGUUUGGCUAUUCAUCCAAAUAAACUUUUGAUUGCAAGCGGUCAAUGUGCAGGUCAUGAUAAAUCAACAGCAAGACCACACAUUAGAAUUUGGAACUCGGUUUCGCUUCAUACCCAAGCGAUUAUUGGAAUGAACGAUUUUAUUCAUUCAGUUUGUUGUUUAUCGUUUAGUAAAACUGAUGGGGGUUCUUUACUUGUUGCUAUUGAUGAUUCGAAUGAUCAUACAAUUUCAGUUUGGGAUUGGCAAAAAGGUGAUCAAGGAUAUAAAAUUACAGAAACAAAAUGUUCUGUUGAUACAAUUGUAGCAGCCGAGUUUCAUCCAUUAGACAGAAAUACAAUAGUAACGUGUGGAAAAUCCCAUAUUGGUUUUUGGACUUUAGAUGUUAAUGGGACUCUUUAUAAGCGAAUGGGGAUUUUUGAAACUCGCGAUAAACCAAAGUACGUCACUUGCGUGGCUUUCCUUCAAUCUGGAGAUGUUAUUACGGGAGAUUCAAACGGAAAUUUGGCGAUUUGGGGAAGGGGAACGAAUACGAUCCAAAAAUUCGUUAAGAAUUUACAUGAAGGUUCCAUUUUUACACUUUGCGUUUUAAAAGAUGGGAGUGUUGUAACAGGCGGGGGGAAAGAUGGGAGAGUUCAACAUCUCGAUUCGAAUAUGAAAAAAGUUGAAGAUGAUAUACAAAUUGAAGGUCACUUUGGAGGGAUUCGUGUAAUAUCCGAAGGAAGAGGUUCCCAACUCCUUUUAGGCACCACCAGAAAUUGCAUAUUAAUUGGGAACAACAGCAUAGGGUUCCAACCAAUUAUUUUAGGGCACGCAGACGAACUUUGGGCACUUUCAGCUCACCCAACGAUCCCCCAAUUCGUUACUGCCGGUCAAGAUAAAUUACUCCAAAUGUGGGAUUCGAUGUCACAUAGCAUAUUAUGGAGUAAAGAUAUUGGGGAACAAGCCCAAAGCGUUGCUUUUUCUGCUGAUGGGACCGUUGUGGCUGUUGGUUGUGUAAAUGGGCGUUGGAUGGUUUUUGACACUCAAACUAGAGAGCUUUUGGGGCAACACCAAGAUGGAGUUGAACCCAUCCAGGUUAUUCAAUAUUCUCCAGAUGGAAAUUUGGUUGCUAUUGGGUCAAGAGAUAAUCAUAUUUAUAUAUAUCAAGUUAAUGAUGGAGGAAUUCGAUGUAGUAAAGUUGGGAAGUGCAUGGGUCCAAAAGGAAAUGGGGGUCCAAAAGGAAAUGGGGGUCAUUCCAGUUUUGUAACCCACAUUGAUUGGUCAUCAGAUAGUCAAAUCAUAAGGAGCAAUUCUGGAGAUUAUGAAGUCUUAUAUUGGAAUGCAACAACUUGUCGCCAAAUAACACAAAUAAACGCAAUUCGCGACGUUGAUUGGGCUACAAAUACUUGUACAAUAUCGUUCUCAACUGUAGGAAUUUGGCCUGAAAAUGCUGAUGGUUCAGAUGUAAAUGCAUGCGAUAGGAGUCAUGAUAGGACUUUAAUGGUUACAGCUGAUGAUUUUGGGAAGGUUAAGUUGUAUUCUUACCCGGUUAUACAACCAAAAUCAUUAAGUCAUGUUUAUGGUGGUCAUAGCAGUCAUGUAACAAACGUGGCGUUUCUUCAUGACGAUACAAGAUUGAUUAGCGUUGGCGGAAAAGAUACAAGCGUUUUACAAUGGACGGUUUCAUAAAUAUCUAAGAAUUUGAUUUUGUUUAAAUGUUAAUUAAUCAAGUUCACGCUGAUGCCUGAUUUAGGAUAGUUUUAAGUUACAAUGACUAGCAUAUCUUUGAUUAGGAAUUAAAAUGGAUUAAUCUCUUUAUUUAUUAUCACGUCAAUUCCUAUUUUUUUUUGUAAUUUCCUAGAAUUAAGUGUUUACUGUUUAUCAACUGAAUAUAAAAUUUUUAAUAUUCGGUCUAGUCCACGUUCUAAUAUUUAAACGUUUCUAUAGGAUUCGAUUCUUUUAGAAAGGUAAGAACACAAUUUGCUACAUAGUGUUACAAAAAUGUUUUCAAAAAUAACGUCUGUUGUGUGUCUAAACGUUUAACACAAAUAUAUUUUUUUGUAAUGUCUAAUUCGUAUUUCAUACAUGUGAUAAAAUAAUAAAAACAUUCCUAUGCAAGAAAA